AUGACGACGCCUCGUCAGCUCAGCAGCGAUAGGGAAGCAGUGCAGCCGAUGGUCAGUGAAGUGAGAGACGACUUAGAAAUAAUUAGUAAAUGUAGGGAUACUACGAGCAGGAUGUUUACAACACCACCGCCAAUGACCGACGACGGUCUGCUCCAUAUUGGGCAACAUAUUCUCACGCCGCCCGUUCAGCGACUUCUUAUAAGGCACAGCGUUACUAAAUUAGGAAGAGUAUGUCCGUGUGUCCGUGUGACCGACAGCCCGCGGCACCUCCCUGAGCCGCGGUCAGGGUCGGGGCCGGACUCACGACCGGCCGAGUCGCCGCAGGGAAACAGUUUUAUUGGUAUAACAUCAUCAUUUAAUGAGGAAGUAUCAGACGACCUGGUCCCCCCUCCCCCCACCCCGCCCACCCCUGCUGACCCCUAUCCUCCUCAACCUUACGUAUUGAUUAACGAACUCCAAAUGAAAAAAAACUGGUUAGAAAAAACAAGAGUGGCCAGGUGUGCUGAGCGCAAACACACGGCGCCGGAGUUUGUCGAGCACUUGGCGAACCCUUCCCCCGGACCUCCCGGGGCCCGCGGGCCCGGCUCACAGGCCCGGCCCAGUGUAGCCUCUCCCGUUUAA
Molecule: messenger RNA, 621 nt
Organism: Danaus chrysippus (African queen)
Lineage: Eukaryota; Metazoa; Arthropoda; Insecta; Lepidoptera; Nymphalidae
Source: the annotation of a GenBank genome assembly